Messenger RNA from Auanema sp. JU1783, 510 nucleotides. The record is from the annotation of a GenBank genome assembly. Lineage: Eukaryota; Metazoa; Nematoda; Chromadorea; Rhabditida; Rhabditidae.
AUGGCAACAGAGGCCACAUUGGGCUACUUCUUCUUGGAUAACGUUGGCAAGAACUAUGUAUACCGUGGUAGAGUGAGGCGGCAGAAGAAAGUCAAUCAUGUUCGUGAUAAAUUGACUAAAGAAGACAAACAGAACAUGAAAUAUUCAGACUUUGAACCCGUAUAUAAAAUGUGGUGUGAGUACUAUUCGGAUUUGGCUGGACCCUCAACGAAAGAGGGAGAUGAUCGUCUUUUGAAGGCUGAUUAUCACGGAGCUCUAUUCUACAUCGCUGAUGCUGACAAUAAUACGAUGGUUGGAAAGCAUGGAAUUGUUUGUUUGGAAACGAGAUACACGUUCCAAAUAAUCACAGAAGAAAAUAAAUAUUUAGUUAUACCCAAACAAGGCAGUACAUUCCAGUUUAUUUUAAAGAAUAGAGUUUUCACAAUUUUCGGCGAUGCUCUAAAAUACCGCCCUUCCCUCAGAGGGAAACGACAGCGCCUACGCUCUGCCUUGCCUUUCUUGUUGAGAUAG